GGUGAGGUUUGAACUGUUCCAGUUCGCAUUUUGCGCUAAAAUGGACGACUCAAAAAACAACACGUGGCACAUCCAUUACCGGCAACUCGUUACCAUUCUGUGAAUCCUAAAAUGUUUCGACUUUCAAGUUUCAGGGAAUUCCAACGCCAGCACGUUGGACUCGAUCAAACGGAGAAGAUCAUGGGCGCCACCAAGCAAGCGGACAGCAUGAAGCCUAAGAUGGCGGGCAAAGGAAGCAACACCCGUCGUGAUGCUCCUGGAAAGCGUUUGGAGCGGAAGAAAAGGAAGCUUGCAGACAGCUUCCACGGUCCUCUAGCGCAGGAAGGGGGCGAGGCGGAGGAUGACUUUGGCGCGGUGGCGGUCCUGGACCUGGCGGAGGAGGCCGCGCUGGUGGCAGAUGGGGGCAGCGCGCAGGGGGAGUUCCUGACAGGGCAGCCGGGGGAGGGGCAGGGCGCAGAGCCCCAAAAGCGAAAGAAACGGAAGAUAGAACAGGUGAAUGAAAGCACGGCCCCACAAGCAAAGUCGCAGGAUGGACAGGUAAAUGCAGCUUCGAAAAAGAGCAAGAAGAAACGAAAAGAGAGUGACGGGCGCGAUGUAGCAUCCGAUGAGAAGGUGGUCGAGAAGCACGCUGCUUCGAAAAAAGGUGGCAAGGAAAUGAGCGAAUUGCCCAAAGAGAACCCCCGCGCUUUGCCCCUCCCUGAAGCCGGCGCCGACCAUACGGAGCAGGCGGACUGGUUCGGGGGCUGUUUUCGGGCACACUUUGGAGGAGCGCUGUCCAGCCUGGAGCAGGCAGACAUCACAGAUCAGCACAUUGCCAGUGGCAGUCAUUCCGGGGCGCCCCUCGCCCCCCAGCUGAAGGUACUGUUUGGGUCGCGGUGGCAGGAGCGCCUGCUGGGCAGCACCCUGGAGGAGGGACAUGAAGCAGGGAGCCCCACAGUGCUCAUAGUAGCAGCGUCCGCCAAAAGAUGUGUCGAGAUCAUCAAGACGCUUACUGAACUCAAUGCUGGCUGCCGUGUGGCCAAGCUCUUUGCGAAGCAUUUCAAGAUCGAGGAGCAGAUCGAAGUUCUGAAAAAGCGGGUCAACGUUGCAGCGGGGACGCCGAACAGGUUACUGAAACUGACGGAACUAUCGGCACUGAGCCUCAGUUCGCUCGAAGUUCUCGUCCUGGACUUGCACAAAGAUGCGAAGGGAUUGACCGUUGUGGACAUCCCAGAAACCAGGAACGACUUUUGGAACUUCUACCAGCGUCAUGGCUCAAACCGGAUAUCAAAAGGUGAAUGUAAGCUCUUCUUCAAUCUCUGAUUCGUGGGCUCCCUCUGCUCCUGGCAAGGCCCUACCAUCCACUAGUACGUAGGGCAAUCCCAUUUACGAAGUUGGUAAUGCUACAUGGGCAAUAGUCGGACGAUACUUGGAGUUCGCAACAGUGGAUAUCAAUACCGACAGGAACGUCGAUAAUAGUCUUGUAAAAUUUACAGAUAGCUAACCCGGUGACAGUCUGUACACGAGAUCUCACAUUGAUGCAUAUGCAGAAAACCUGACACCUGAAAUUUCUCAACAUUUUGACUGUUUGCAAUCUGGUCAUGGGGCACG
Molecule: messenger RNA, 1590 nt
Organism: Klebsormidium nitens
Lineage: Eukaryota; Viridiplantae; Streptophyta; Klebsormidiophyceae; Klebsormidiales; Klebsormidiaceae
Source: the annotation of a GenBank genome assembly